Elgaria multicarinata webbii is the source of this 5332-nucleotide messenger RNA. It is a transcript of the gene AXIN2, whose product is annotated as axin 2. Gene Ontology annotation, molecular function: ubiquitin protein ligase binding; molecular adaptor activity; protein kinase binding. Lineage: Eukaryota; Metazoa; Chordata; Lepidosauria; Squamata; Anguidae. The record is from RefSeq and is a predicted model, not a curated record. Gene Ontology annotation, biological process: negative regulation of canonical Wnt signaling pathway; positive regulation of proteasomal ubiquitin-dependent protein catabolic process; regulation of centromeric sister chromatid cohesion. The transcript is spliced from 11 exons. Bases 426 to 2954 code for a protein of 842 amino acids. Gene Ontology annotation, cellular component: plasma membrane; nucleus; beta-catenin destruction complex.
GUAGUGCAGGGAGGAGAGGAUCACACCGAACUCUCGCUCCACUGAUACAUUUCCUGCAACGUCUUAAUCCACCCCCCCAUUACCCCCCCUUUUUACUCUCAGAUGCCACUGCGAAGCUUGAGAGGAGGUGGAUGAUGAAAAUAUAAGGGGAGGUGGGUGGAAUCGGCGCAAGAUUGCGGAUUAUUUUUCUUCUUUUCGUAGAGAGGGAGGUGGAUUUGAGGGGGGGUUGUUUUUUAAGGAAGUACCGAGCGUUCGUUUACGGAGGGGGCGGGAAAAGAGCCCCACCAAAACUACUGGAUCAAUGAGAGAAGACUCAGAGGAUCCCCUGCUGACUUGAGAAAGAAGAGAGAGAGAGAGAGGCACACAGAUUACUGAGGAACUUAAAAAGGAAAAAAAAAUCUCUACCAGAAGGAACUCCAGGAACCAUGAGCAGUGCAGCAUUGCUGACUCACCUUCCAGACCCCAGUAGCAGCUUCAGAGAAGAUGCCCCACGCCCCCCUGUGCCAGGGGAAGAAGGAGAAACGCCAUGCCACCUGGUUGCCAAUUUGUUUGCUAUGAACAACCAAAGCUUCAAGGCCAUGUCAGUUUCUUCCACACCAAGGAGGAAUGAGGAUGGUCUUGGGGAGCCAGAAGGUAGUGCAUCUCCGGACUCUCCUCUAGCACGAUGGACCAAAUCCUUGCAUUCCUUAUUGGGAGAUCAAGAUGGUGCCUAUCUCUUCCGGACCUUUCUAGAAAGGGAAAAAUGUGUGGAUACUUUAGACUUCUGGUUUGCCUGCAAUGGCUUCAGGCAGAUGGACCUUAAGGAUACCAAAACAUUAAGAGUAGCCAAAGCUAUCUACAAAAGGUACAUUGAAAACAACAGCAUUGUCUCCAAGCAGCUCAAGCCUGCCACUAAGACCUACAUAAGGGAUAGUAUCAAGAAGCAGCAGAUCGAUUCUAUAAUGUUUGAUCAGGCACAGACUGAGAUUCAGACGGUGAUGGAGGAAAAUGCUUACCAGAUGUUUUUGACUUCUGAUGUAUACCUCGAAUAUGUAAGGAGUGGAGGAGAGAAUCCUGCUUACAUGAGCAGCAAUGGACUGGGGAGCUUAAAAGUGGACUGUGGCUAUCUCCCUACCUUGAAUGAAGAAGAGGAAUGGAGCUGUGCAGAUUUUAAAAACAAACUCUUGCCAUCCGUACUUGGGCUGUCCAGUAAGACACUGAGGGCUACAGCAAGUGUCCGAGCUACAGAAACGGUAGAGAAUGGGUUCAGAUCCUUCAAGAGAAAUGAUCCCAUUAACCCUUACCAUGUGAACUCCGGCUAUGUCUUUGCUCCUGCCACUAGUGCAAAUGAUAGUGAAAUAUCUAGUGAUGCUCUGACAGAUGACUCCAUGUCAAUGACGGACAGUAGUGUAGAUGGGAUCCCUCCUUACAGACACGGGAGCAAGAAGCAGCUCCAGAGGGAAAUGCAUCGUAGUGUCAAGGCCAACGGUCAAGUUUCUCUACCUCACUUUCCAAGAACCCACCGUCUUCCUAAGGAAAUGACCCCCGUGGAACCAGCUACUUUUGCAGCUGAACUCAUCUCUCGGUUGGAAAAGCUCAAGCGCGAGCAGGAGACCAUAGACUCUUUGGAAGAGAGGCUGCAGCAAAUCACAGAGGAUGAAGAGAAGGAGGGAUCGGACGUACCUGUCAGUGCACAGACCAGCCGAGAAGUUUCGACCAUACAGCACCAGCAGCACCCGCUCACUCUUUUACCAUCUGGCAGCUAUGAGGACGAUCCUCAGGCAAUUCUGGACGACCAUCUUUCCCGCGUGCUGAAGACCCCGGGGUGCCAGUCUCCUGGCAUGGGGCGACAUAGCCCUCGAGCACGCUCUCCGGACCACCUCCCGGGUGGCAAGUUGCUGCUGGCACCCGGUACGGCCUCCAUCCCUACCACCUGUGCCCUCGUCGGCAAAGGAUUUGUCACCAAGCAGACCACCAAGCAUGUUCACCACCACUACAUCCACCACCACACCAUUCCCAAGACGAAAGAGCAGAUUGAAGCCGAGGCAGCCCAGCGGGUCCAGUGCUUGUGUGCUGGGGGCAGCGACUACUAUUGCUACUCCAAGUGCAAGGGACACGCAAAGGGGGCAGACCUCCCGGUGGCUCAGCUAGAGCCAUUUAGCCUCGGCAGAACCGGGACGCUACCAAAAAGGAACUGUAAGCUGGCAGAUGGCGUCGUCCUGCCAGGUGGAGAAGGAGGAGGGAUCUCCAUCCCACCAGGGAUCCAGCUACCUGGAGGGGAGGCGGACCGUUCUCAGAAUGUCUGGCAAUGGAUGCUGGAGAGUGAAAGACAAUCUAAGCACAAGCCCCAUAGCGCACAGAGCACAAAGAAGGCCUACAACUCAGAGUCCACCAGAGGCGUGUCUGGGGAGCGCCCGGCUCGUCACCACCUGUGGGGGAACAGCAGCCAUCCACGUGGCGCUCAGCCUGCCCACCCUUUUGUCCAGGAUCCUGCCAUGCCCCCGCUGACCCCGCCUAACACCCUGGCCCAGUUGGAGGAAGCGUGUCGCAGGCUGGCAGAAGUGUCCAAGCCGCAGAAACAACGAUGUUCAACUUCAAGUCAGCCGAGAGAUCGCACCCACUUGACUUCUGUACCAGGAGGAAAUGGUCCUUUUUGCAAUGCAAGUGUAGCAACAGAAGAUCAUAAAGAGCCAAAGAAACUCGCUGUUGCUCACUCCUCCCAGCCUAGUGAGUUGGUUGUCACUUAUUUUUUCUGUGGAGAAGAAAUUCCCUACAGGAGGAUGUUAAAGGCCCAGAGCCUGACACUUGGGCACUUUAAAGAGCAACUGAGCAAAAAGGGAAAUUAUAGGUAUUACUUCAAAAAAGCAAGUGAUGAGUUUGACUGUGGUGCAGUUUUUGAAGAAAUCUGGGAUGACGACGCCAUUCUGCCAAUGUACGAAGGAAGGAUCCUUGGAAAAGUUGAGAGGAUUGACUGACUGACCAGCUGGCAUUGUCUGUGAGUGUGUUUGAGGAGACAUAAGCUAAAGAUGCCGGCUUUGGACACAACCACCAAACAAAGCUCUUGAAGGAAGGUUUGAACCAAUGAAGAAAAAGCAACAAAAAUAAAUUGAGGUCUAUGAAGACUUUGCCAAAUCAGCCUUAGCAAUUAAAACAAAAAAACAAAACAGAAACACACACGAUGUCUGUUGAGCUGGAUACUAAGAUGUUAACAACCCUGAACUAUUUAUUAAGAACAUGACCACUCUGGGUUAUUGAAGAUGCAGACCAUGUUUUGAAAGACUUCCGAAUAUAAUAUAUGGCUUCCUGGGGAUCCCAUACCUAUGGACUAAGAGAAACUCUGUAUAGCUUAACUUACAGUAACCCUUAUUGAUAUUUAUUGAACAGUCUGUUUUUCCCUUAAGUCCAGUUGAUGGACAUGCUGCUUUAUACAAUGGAGAAAGGGGGAUAUGAUGUAGAGAAAAGGGGUGGUUUUAUAUUUUAUUUUUUACGUUGUUUCCACUAUCUAUUUUUUUUAAAUCGCAUUUAUUUCUGCCACCUUAAAAAACAAACUGGAAUUAUGUUGUACCCAACAUUUCUCCAGUUGUUUUAUUUCUUGGGGUGGGGGAGAAAGAGGGAGAUUGAAUAUCGUCCUACACAUUUACUUUCAGAGAGUAGUGCAUUUUGAUCGAUGCUGCUCUGAUUCUAAGUCCUGGUGCAGACGUAACAUUCUCACUUGCUGAGCUGCCAUUAGGAGAAUGGGAGCAUCCCACAGAUAUUUGCACUCUUCUCCUGCCCUCCUCUUCCUGCCUUCCUGCCUUCCUUUUGGACCUAACCAUGGUGUAGAGUUAUGUCUGUACUGAUAGUAAUACGAACUGUGGUUAACUUGAACAGGGUUAGCAAACUGCUUCUAAUCACAGUUGCAAAUACUGAUUUGAACCAUGGUUUCUGUUAGUUGAUGCUACCUCUUGCUUAGCUCCAGAAAGGGAGGGGAGGUGAUUGUCCAACUAUGGAACAAGAGAUUGGGAAUGUUGCAUGUGCACCAGACCUAUGAGUGUUCUUGUGGAUUUAAGAAAACAGCCACAAAGGGUAAUAAUAGUAAUAUGAUCUUGUCAGUCAAUUUCUGUGGUAAGAAUAUACACUUGCCUGUAUCCCUUUCUCCCAGUAUGUCAGUAUGUAUUGUUUCCAGCGCCUGUCUUUAGUAAGCCAGCCAAUCGCUAGUCCCAAGCACAGAAUUAUAUAGUUUAUAGGGACCCAAUGGAUCAUACUGUCUAGUCCAGUUUCUUGAUAUCACAAGCAUAGGAGGAAAAACGGUACAUGAAACUAUCCGGUUCACAUUAAUAAACAUAUAGCCAGAUGUUUUGUUUUUGUUAAAAAAAAUUGUUCUUCACCAAAAUUGACUAUACUUUUUUUUUAAUGUCACUCUUUCAAUAGUGGCACUUUUUGUAUUGCAAUUAUAGUUAAUAGGGCCAAACUGUCCAAAUAUGUGGUGCCCCGUCUUAGCUGUAAUGGUCAUUGGAGUGAAUGGAAGUGCCCUGUCUGCGCAACGGUGGAUGUCCUGGCUUCAUCUUUCUAUGUGAAAUUCGGGCUUCCCUCAAGAGCUCCAGCAGGGCCAGAAUAUCAUUUUUGGUGCAUUCUCGUUAGGCAGGUGUGUGUGUGUGUGUGUUGUGAUAAACAAAAAGCAGUCAUGGUACCAGACAAAUCAGUGUGUGAAAACAUCACAGGUUUCCAGUCUGCCUUGAGUCAAGGAAGCCAUUUUAGUUCCUUCAUUGAGCAGGGUCGCUGUGGCUGCGGAAUGGAGCAGUUUGGGCCUCUGCUCCUCAAGCUCUCCCACACACUAAAACCUCACUGACUGGAAUAUGGUUGAAAUGUGUAGAAUGCUUGGUUGUGCUGUAAAAGGAUCACACAUACUCUCUAAUCUGACUGUACCAUGUUUGUGUGUAUGGGGAGAAAACAACAUGCCCUGCCCACCCUGGAAACACAUUUAAUUUCUACUUUUAAUUGUUGCAUUCUAUGCCAAUGUUACAUGGCUUUUGUAUAAAAUGACUGUAUAUAGUGUAGAGAAAAAUGUGGUGGAAAAAUACUAUUAAUACACUAUCUCUAGUGUGUGUUUUUAAGAAAAACACUUCAAUCAGUACAGUACCUGUGCCUACAUGGUGUUACUAUGCCAUGUUUCACCCUGUGUUCAGGGUCCAAACUCUCCCUUGCUUGUUUAAGGGGUUUAUGUAUAAUAUAUUUUAUGCCUUUUUACUACAAGUCUUGUACUUUAUGACUUUUGCCAUGACAUUUGUUCUACUUAUACUGUAAAUUAUGCAUUAUAAAGAGUUUCAUUUAAAGAAAAAAAUACUUGGUACAAUAAUUAUUGUAAUUAAGAGAU